UUCUCAGGAGAAAGGACUGUUCAAAGUUUACAACAGAGAGAAAAAGUGAGCAGCUGAAGUGGCAGCUGCUCUUACACUGCAGCCCUCGCUAUGGAUUGUAUAUAUUUAUUCAUGUGCUUUUCACUCAGUCAGCUAUUUUUGGAACAUAUUUUGGCUGCAGAAAAACAAGAAAAACUCUCUGGAAAGUUAAAUGAAUAUGGUCUUAUCGUGCCAUUCAGCACAGACUCCCACGGCCGGUACAUUUCUCACGUGGUCUCUGCUGGAAGUAAAGAUGGUGAUGAUGCUCCUGCCGCCGCUGCCGCCGCCGCCACCGGGAGCAAAAGAAGGGUGGCCCGCGGUGCCCCCGAAAUGCCCUCAGUCACCUCCUCCUCAGCUCAGCACUUGUUUUUUAAUGUCACUGUAUUUGGGAAAGAGCUGCACCUCCGCCUGAGGGCCAACAGGAGGCUCGUGGCCCCAGGGGCUUUUGUGGAAUGGCAGGAGAACUUUGAGGAAAAGGCCAAGGAACAUAUCCACGGGAACUGUGUUUUCACUGGGGACGUGAGCAACAUGCCAGAGGCCUCCGUGGCUAUCAGCAACUGCGACGGACUGGCAGGUCUGAUCCGGACUGAUAAUGGGGAGUUUUUCAUCGAGCCCCUCGAGAAGGGCCAACAGGACGUGGAAGUGAAGGGGCGGGUCCAUGUGGUUUACCGCAGGUCAGCCAUUAAGCGGGAGACAGGCCAGCGGAGGGAGGACCUCCAUAAUGAAGUGGCAGACUUCGGGAUCGCUGACCUCCCUGCGGCUCUGGAUCUCGUCGAACAUAAACUGUCUGAGUCUGAGCGCAAGAGGAGGCACACAAAGAAAGACGACUACAACAUCGAGGUCUUGCUGGCGGUGGACGACUCUGUGGUGCGCUUCCAUGGCAAGGAGCAUGUGCAGAACUAUGUUCUCACACUCAUGAACAUAGUUGAUGAAAUCUACCACGAUGAAUCUUUGGGAACCAACAUCAACAUCGUCCUUGUCCGCAUGAUAAUGGUCGGAUACCGACAGUCGAUUAGCCUGAUCGAGCGCGGCAACCCGUCCCGCAGCCUCGAGCAGGUGUGUCGGUGGGCCAACACGCAGCAGCGCCGCGACCCUGACCACGCCGAAUACCACGACCACUCCAUCUUCCUGACAAGGCAAGAUUUUGGACCUGCAGGUAUGCAAGGUUAUGCUCCAGUGACAGGGAUGUGCCACCCACUGAGGAGCUGCACUCUGAACCAUGAGGAUGGCUUCUCCUCCGCCUUUGUGGUUGCUCAUGAAACCGGCCAUGUGCUGGGUAUGGAGCAUGAUGGCCAGGGGAACCGCUGUGCUGAUGAGACCAGUAUGGGGAGCAUCAUGGCGCCACUUGUCCAAGCAGCUUUCCACCGCUAUCACUGGUCACGCUGCAGCAAACAGGAGCUCAAUCGAUACAUCCACUCAUAUGACUGCUUGCUGGAUGAUCCCUUUGAGCACAAGUGGCCUAAGCUUCCCGAGCUCCCAGGAAUAAAUUAUUCAAUGGAUGAACAGUGCCGUUUUGACUUUGGAGUUGGUUAUAAAAUGUGCACUGCUUUUCGCACUUACGACCCUUGCAAGCAACUGUGGUGCAGUCACCCUGACAACCAGUACUUCUGUAAAACCAAAAAAGGGCCACCAGUGGAUGGAACAGAGUGUGCACCAGGAAAGUGGUGUUUCAAGGGCCAUUGCAUUUGGAGGUCUAGCCAACAGCCUCAGGGUCACGAUGGCAGCUGGGGCUCCUGGUCAAAGUUCGGCUCCUGCUCCAGAACUUGUGGAGGUGGAGUUCGCUCACGCAGCAGACAGUGCAACAACCCUCCGCCUGCGUAUGGAGGCCGAGACUGCCCUGGCUCUACUUUUGACUACCAGAUGUGCAACACUGAGGAGUGUGCUGGGCCAUACGAGGACUUUCGUGCACAGCAGUGCAUCCAGAGGAGCAACAAAUACCACAAAAACAUCAAGCACACAUGGCUACCAUAUGAGCACCCAGAUGAGAGUCGCAAGUGUGAGCUGAGCUGUAAGUCCAAGGAAACAGGAGAGAUAGUGUUCAUGAACCAGGUUAUGCACGACGGGACGCAUUGCAGCUACUCAGAGCCCUUCAGUGUAUGUGCCCGAGGAGAGUGUCUGCAUGUUGGCUGUGACAAGGAAGUCGGCUCUUACAAACAGGAAGACAAAUGUGGCGUGUGUGAGGGUGACAACUCACACUGUCGCACUGUGAAGCUGACACUCACCAAGACACCCAAAAAGAAUGGAAUGCUGAAAAUGUUCGACAUCCCAAUAGGAGCUCGGCACAUUGUUAUUGAAGAGAAUGAUACAUCGCCUCAUAUAAUUGCUGUGAAGAAUCAAGUAACUGGGAACUUCAUACUGAAUGCAAAAAGUGAAGACGCUGAAUCAAAGACAUUCAUCGAAAAUGGCUUACAGUGGGAGUAUUCCAUUGAUGGUGAGAAGGAGACCCUUAAAACAUCUGGUCCUCUGCAUGAAGGCAUUAUAGUUCUGGUCUUUCCGCAGGCGGAAGAUACAAAAAUGAGCUUGACGUAUAAAUAUAUCAUUCAUGAGGACCUGUUGCCCCUUAUUACCAACAACAAUGUCCUUCUCGCUGAACUGGAUACGUAUGAGUGGGCACUGAAGAGCUGGUCUCAGUGCUCCAAACAUUGUGGUGGAGGCAUACAGUACACAAAAUAUGGCUGUCGGAGAAAGAGCGACAGUCGCUUGGUGCAUCGAAACUUUUGUGACACCAGCAAAAAGCCCAAACCUAUUCGCAAACGCUGCAAUGUGCAAGAGUGCAGCCAGCCGCUGUGGGCGGUGGAGGAGUGGAGUCCCUGCAGUAAGACGUGUGGGAAGCUCAGCUACCAGACAAGGGUGGUACAGUGCACGCAGGAGCUCCACAAUGGCACCAGCAGGCCUGUCCACAGCAAACACUGCACCCAGAACCGUCCAGAGAUGAGGAGAACCUGUAACUAUACCACCUGCCCAGCCCAGUGGAGGACAGGCGCAUGGUCACAAUGCUCUGUGACCUGUGGCGAGGGAAUCCAACAAAGGCAGGUGGUUUGCAAGGCCAGCGACAACACCAUUGGCGAAUGUGAGGGGGAAAAGCCAGAAACAAUCCUCAUUUGCAAACUCAGUUAUUGUCCAGGACAGCCCGUGUCUUCUCUCAGUGUUGAGACGAUUGUAAACUCCUCUCUAAAAGAUCACCAAAGGGUUUCUGACGACACUGUCCACAAAAUAUCUUCAAACGAGCCAUGUCUCGGUGAUAAAUCGAUUUUCUGUCAAAUGGAGGUCCUGGCUCGUUAUUGUUCCAUUCCUGGAUAUAAUAAGCUUUGCUGUGAGUCUUGCAACAAGAAGCAGAACCUUGCCACUCAUGUUCCAGACAUACAAAACACUCCAGUGGUCUCGGCUGAACCAGAGCCCUCAUUUCCAUCUCAACCUCCAUCAUCCAAAGCUCCUCUACCCGCCACCACACAGAAUCCACUUCAAACCACUGAACCCAUGAGCAGACGGCCGUGGUCCACUGCCCCAGCGCCAACCACUGCCACCGCUGCUAAAUCCUCAUCAUCCACAGGUGCUGCUCUGCCCCAGGUUCCCACCAGCAACUCCUUACUCAUAGCUGGGAAGGGAGACUCAGACCCGGGGCCUCUUCUACCUCCAGAGCCACCGCGGCCGACAGUAGAGUCCAAAACGGGUGCCUCGAAAGAACACAGUCCAAACAGCACUUUAGGCCCAGUCACUGCCAAGUCAAGAAGGGACGAUUUAGGAUCCGACAGGGACUUCAGUCACAGUACCCUGUCAGCUCAGAAAUAGCAAACUGAGCGAUGUUGUGAACAUGCUGCUCAGUGACACGGUCGAACACAUCAACUCAGCAUCUAAUGGACUUGCUGCAAAUAUUUUUUCCUUUCUUUUCUAUUUUUGUUUUUUGUCCAUGCCAGUGAACUGACCAGUGAUGGUUACCUCAUCAGAUCUCCAGAGCGACCUGCGCGUGGUGCCGCGCGGCACCGCCCGCAGGUCGCGCUGCCCUCUGCGCUCGAAGAAAUGAAACGGGAGCAAGAAGAAAAAGGUUGUCAAAACGAAGGUGCUGUAAACUAACCAACGACUACAAGACAUGUUUCAAAAUGUGAUGACUGCAUUGCUACGUUCAUGUUUUUAUCUGUGUACAGUAGUGUAAGCAUGUUUUUUUUUCCAAGUGCAUUAGAACUACUAUUGAACUGCUAUUGUGAAAAUGACGUGAAGUCAAAGGCCAUGGGUUUUAGAAGGUGCAGUGCCAUCUGUGGAGUCUGUAGUGUGCCACUAAAAUAUAUAUAGAGCAUCCAUCCAUCCAUCUUCUACCGCUGUAUCUUCCACAUAAGGGGGGGGCUGUG
This is a messenger RNA of Solea senegalensis (Senegalese sole), 4361 nucleotides long. RefSeq names its product A disintegrin and metalloproteinase with thrombospondin motifs 3. Gene Ontology annotation, cellular component: extracellular matrix. Lineage: Eukaryota; Metazoa; Chordata; Actinopteri; Pleuronectiformes; Soleidae. Gene Ontology annotation, molecular function: metalloendopeptidase activity. The coding region runs from base 91 to 3807 and encodes 1238 amino acids. The transcript has 22 exons. The record is from RefSeq and is a predicted model, not a curated record. Gene Ontology annotation, biological process: proteolysis; extracellular matrix organization.